UUCAACCUUUUCUUCUCCUUGAAAACCCAUCACCGUAGCCUGAUUUCUCUUUGAUCCAUUCUCUGGUGUCAGGAAGAUGAACUUCUCCUUUGGGGCAAUGAAAAAUCUUGAUUUCUUUGUUCACGUUCUUGGGUUUUUGUCUGAAACCUGCAAAUGUGUUUCCACUGCUCUUAGGGUAUUGUUUUUAGCAAAGAACACUGAAGAUUUUUUGGUCUGAAAUCUGCAAAUGUGUUUUUUCUCUGCCUUUCACCAAACAAGUCAACAUUUUUCUUAAAACCCACGUGCGUGAGGUGGCGCGUGGUGAUUUAUCUUCUACGCUUUCGUGGAAUUCUCCGACAUGAGUCUUCAUUCAGUAGUUGAUGUAAUAAACUCAAAUCUCCAACUUCAAUGAGCUUUUGAGCUCUUAAAUGCCAGAAAUACCCUUCUCCUAUAGAUUCAUAUAUAUGUACACAUGUAAUGUAUCGAUGUACUUUACACUUGACAGUGCCCACAUUCCAUCAGAUCAUAACCUUCAAACUUCAAUACCUCUUGGAUCUUCCGCGGAAAUCAAAAUGCCGAGAUCGAGUAAAUCUAAGCUGAGGAGAGAACUAAAAAAGGUUAGAACUUGUGGGCGGUUUAUGAUUGGAACAGAGGUCCAGAGUUGCCUCAGAUGCAAUCUCCAAGGCUGAGGACAUCAACUGCAUUUUCUGAUCCGAACCACCGCCGCCAACGUCCGAUCACUGACCGAAGUCCACAGCUCGGUCUGGAUCGUGGAUCACCGAGGAGCUGUGGGUCCCACAAUGAUCUACCACCAAACCAGAAGAAGCUUGGAACCCGAAUUUCUGAUCUGGAGUCGCAGCUGGGACAAGCCCAGGACGAGCUGAGAGCGCUGAAAAAGCAUCUGGCCACAACGGAGUCGGCCAAGAAACAUGCUCAAGAAAAGCUUAAGAAGAAUGGCAAGAAACCGAACAAUGUGGCUCGUCUGGAGGGAUCAGUCCCCGAGCCUAAGAUGGCUGACAAAGAUGAAGUUCCAGGUGAAGUGCAGCUAGAGACAGAUGUAUUCGAAGUUCCAGUUGAGAAGAUCACGAGAGAACCAGAAGAGGUUGAAAAGCCAAAGGCAGAUGAAGUAAACAUGUUGAAAGCCAAACUGUACGACCUCGAGAAAGAAAGGGAAUCACUUUGCAAGGAGAACGAGAGCUUGAAGAAUCAGUUGAGUGACACGGCUUCAGAAAUGAGAAACGCUAAGGCCAAGCAAGAGGAAAUGGCUGCAGAGAUGGAUCAAAUCGGGAAAGAACUUGAAGGAACCAGAGAAAAUGAAGCUCAGAUGAAAGAGAAGCUGGAAUCAACAAAAGAGGCAAAACAGGCACUAGAAGCAGAGAUGAAGAAGAUGACAUUACAGACUGAGCAAUGGAGGAAAGCGGCAGAUGCUGCAGCUGAAGCUCUAGCCGGAGGAGUCGAGGUCAAAAUGAACGGUCGGGUUUCAGAAAGCUGUGGGUCAAUGGACAAGAAUUUCACACAAGGGUUUUUUCAUUUAGGGUCGGAUGAACAUUCAGAAGAUGGGUUAGGUAGUGGGAAGAGGAAGGGUUCAGGGUCAGGGAUCAGGAUGUUAGGUGACUUGUGGAGGAAGAAAGGGCAGAAGUGAGAAGUGUGGAUUGCUUGUGACUGAAGAAAGCAAUUUGAGAUCUAUUUAUGUGGACAUUGUAGUAAUGAACAACAUCAUGAAGACUCAUCUUGAUCUUGCUUU
This is a messenger RNA of Tarenaya hassleriana, 1723 nucleotides long. RefSeq names its product interactor of constitutive active ROPs 1. NCBI's taxonomy places the organism in Eukaryota, Viridiplantae, Streptophyta, Magnoliopsida, Brassicales, Cleomaceae. The transcript is spliced from 2 exons. The record is from RefSeq and is a predicted model, not a curated record. The coding region runs from base 650 to 1621 and encodes 323 amino acids.